UGCAGCACUAGUACCGGGACAAUAUUUCUGCUACUUGGAUUAUGGAAAAUGUACGAAGUAGUGAAAAGAAGAAGAAACAUCUUGCUGAAGCAGAAAUUUUUCAAACGGAAUGGAGGUUUGUUACUGCAACAACAUUUGUCUAGCAAUACAAGUUAUUUUGAAACAAUAAAAAUGUUUACUUCAAAGGAGAUAGAAAAAGCCACAGAUUACUAUAAUGAGAAUCGAAUCCUCGGUCAAGGAGGCCAAGGAACUGUUUACAAAGGAAUGUUAACGGAUGGAAGCAUUGUGGCUGUUAAGAAGUCUAGAAUGGAAGAAGGAAAGAAAUUUGGUGAAAAGAAGGUCGAACAGUUCAUCAAUGAGGUGAUCAUUUUAUCUCAAAUUAAUCAUAGGAAUGUGGUUAAGCUUUUAGGAUGUUGUUUAGAGGCUGAAACUCCGUUGUUGGUUUAUGAGUUCAUCCCAAAUGGAACACUUUAUGAUCUCAUUCAUGGCCAAAAUGAAGAACUUCUGUUGACAUGGGAAAUGCGUUUACGGAUUGCAACUGAAAUUGCCAAUGCUUUGUUCUAUUUGCAUUCAGCUGCAUCUGUUUCUAUUUAUCACCGAGACAUUAAAUCAAGCAACAUACUUUUGGAUGAUAAAUACAAGGCAAAAGUGUCGGACUUUGGAACUUUGAGAUCAAUUGCACUUGAACAAACUCAUUUAACAACUCGAGUUCAAGGAACAUUUGGUUACAUGGAUCCGGAGUACUUUCGGUCAAAUCAAUUUACAGAGAAGAGUGAUGUUUAUAGUUUUGGGGUUGUCCUUGUUGAACUGUUAAUCGGAGAAAAACCCAUCACCUCAAAACAAUCUGAUGAAGAGAUAAGCCUAGUAUCUCUUUUUCUUCUAUCAAUGCAGGAGAAUUCGUUAUCUGAUAUUCUCGAUUCAAAGGUAGCAAAUGAUGGCCUAGAAAAAGAGAUUAUAGCAGUGGCUAAAUUAGCAAAACGAUGCUUGAAUCUUAAUGGAAAGAAAAGGCCUACCAUGGAACAAGUAGCAAUGGAGUUAGAGUUGAUUAAAGCAUCAGAAGAAGGUAAUGUUAUUGAAGGAAGUGGUGAUGAAGAAUCUGAAAUUGAUGACAUAUUUGAAUCUUGGGACAUCAAUCCUUCUUGUUCAAUGACUAGGUCAACUACAACCGACAAUUUAACUUAGCCAUUAAAGGAAUCCUUUUAGUUUUUGUUGAAGAA
Molecule: messenger RNA, 1217 nt
Organism: Gossypium raimondii (Peruvian cotton)
Lineage: Eukaryota; Viridiplantae; Streptophyta; Magnoliopsida; Malvales; Malvaceae
Product: wall-associated receptor kinase-like 3
Exons: 1
Coding region: 49-1182 (377 amino acids)
Biological process (GO): cell surface receptor signaling pathway; protein phosphorylation
Cellular component (GO): plasma membrane
Molecular function (GO): ATP binding; protein serine/threonine kinase activity
Source: RefSeq, a predicted model, not a curated record